Messenger RNA from Daucus carota subsp. sativus, 5938 nucleotides. RefSeq names its product ribulose bisphosphate carboxylase/oxygenase activase, chloroplastic. The coding region runs from base 81 to 1379 and encodes 432 amino acids. The record is from RefSeq and is a predicted model, not a curated record. The transcript has 13 exons. Gene Ontology annotation, molecular function: ATP binding; ATP hydrolysis activity. NCBI's taxonomy places the organism in Eukaryota, Viridiplantae, Streptophyta, Magnoliopsida, Apiales, Apiaceae.
CCAAGCUUAUGUGGCGCCAAAUGAUCCCCAACCGUUUCCAUUUCAAUUAACAGAUAACAUCGUCAAAUAUUCCCCCAAAAAUGACACACAUCAAUUUCAUGGCUCUCCACACCAACUUGAACAACAUCCCUCUCUUCUCCUCUUUCAAAUCCCCCAAUUUCAAUACUCGCUUCAAAACCUCAAUUGCUUCCCCCUUGUCAGUCCGCUCAGCUUCACCUCAAAAUGAGAACGAAACUCAAGUUCCAGAGCCAGAGGUGCCCAAAAAGCUCUCCGAGCAGUCGUCGUGGGAGGCGAAAGACUCCGAGGGCAACGAUUAUCUUUACAGGCUUGGGAAAGAGUCUGAUAACAUGAAUAUCGCUGUGGGAGCUCGGGCUGGCGUCAUUGAUGAUCUUUUCACCGGUCAAUUCCUCGGCCGAGACUCGGAUAUUGUGUUUGAUUAUCGUCAAACAGUGACUAGGUCAUUUGAGUACCUUCAGGGCGAUUAUUACAUUGCUCCUGCUUUCAUGGAUAAAGUUGUGUGCCACAUCGUGAAGAACUACAUUGCUCACCUUCUUAAUGCCAAAGUUCCUCUGAUUCUUGGCAUUUGGGGAGGGAAAGGCCAAGGAAAGUCCUUCCAAACCGAACUUAUAUUCCAGGCCAUGGGUGUUGAACCAGUUAUUAUGUCCGCUGGGGAAUUGGAAUCGGAAAGAGCUGGAGAACCAGGAAGAUUGAUACGUGACCGGUACAGAACUGCUUCUCAAGUGGUCACAAAUAAAGGAAAGAUGAGCUGCCUAAUGAUCAAUGAUAUUGAUGCUGGCCUUGGUAGAUUUGGAAACACUCAAAUGACAGUCAACAAUCAAAUUGUUCAGGGGACUUUAAUGAAUUUGUCAGAUAAUCCUACAAGAGUUAGUAUUGGGCAGGAUUGGCGUGCAACAGAUGUUACACAUAGAAUUCCUAUCAUUUUCACGGGAAAUGAUUUUUCAACGCUCUAUGCUCCUCUGAUACGUGAUGGAAGGAUGGAAAAAUUCCUCUGGCAGCCUAACCAAGAAGAUAUCAUAAAUAUUGUCAACAGAAUGUACGAGAAAGAUGGCAUAUCAAGGGCUGAGGUUGAACACAUAGUGAAUACAUUCCCUAAUCAAGCGCUGGACUUUUACGGAGCUCUCAGGUCUCGUACAUAUGAUAGGUCAAUCUUAAAGUGGGUGGAAGAUACUGGAGGUUUUGAAACUCUUGGAAAUAGACUUCUCGGACGUAAAAAGGAUGAAAAUCUCUCCACGUUCAUUCCCCCCCAGCAAACAAUAGAAACAUUACUCGAGUCCGGUUAUUCUCUUAUUGAAGAACAAAAGUUAGUAAUGGAGACUAAACUUUCGAAGGAGUACAUGAAGAAUAUGGAUGACUCAUGACUAAUGGAGCAGGAAAAGGUAAGCAUAUCCUGGUUUUAAAGACAUGAAAUUCAACUCCGGAUAUAUUUUUGGUGUAAUUCAUUUUAACACGAGUAAAGAACAAUGAUAGUUUUGCUAAAUAUAAAUACAAAAAUCAGUGCUGCACGUUUCUAAAUAUAUAGUAUAAAAAAUGUGUAGCCAGGUGCGAGUUGCCCGACACCAUAGAUUCUCUCUUCUAAAUAGGUGUAUUCAAAAGUUGCUCUAGAAGGUAUAUCGGUAAAUAACAUCCUUUUUCAGCUUGCGUGUUCAAGUUGGCGAUGAUGUUUGUUCAUUUUCAUGACAUGGUGAUCAGAAUCUCUGAUCAUCUGCUGUUUCAACUUGUGCAGCUUAUUAUUACAGUGUAUAUAAUCAAAUUAUUUUGGUUACAUAAAAAUGAAGGAGAAGGGUGUCACCCUAAGUUAUACUCCUGUUUACAAUAAGGCCCACAGCUUUCGCGUGUUACACGAGUCGUAUAAAACUUUCGCAUGCUACUUACACAAUUAUUGUACACAGUUAACAACAUCGCACAGACCAACAAUUCAACAUGCGCUAUGGCCAUGAUAUUUAUUUUACCUUGUAAUUCACCUAGUAUUCCUCUUGCUUGUCCCUUCUUCCCAUUUCUUUCCAAUCAAUAAACAAUUUGAGUAGUGUAGUGUUGGCAGAGGUUCCUCCUCCACUGACAGUGCUGGUGGAAACAGACGAAAUAGACCUGAGGCUGAGCCCAGAGCUAAGCUUACGCAAACACAUUGUGCGUUUCGUGCCCACUUGCCAUCACCCACCACUCACCAAUAGAGCUCUCCUUUCCCUUCACUGCCUUGGAAAAUGUCAAUUCAAAUCGCAUUUUCGGCCCACAUUUGCCAUAUAAACAUGGUAUGAGAUUCUUCUAGAUUGGCCUUUUAUAUGUUUUACAUAUUCUCCACUCCUGCCUCUCAUCCAGUAUAUAUAAAGCAUGCUUACAUGAUAGACCAAUAUGUUUUAUAUCUAUCUGUCCACCUUGUGAGAUUUCAGGAUUUUUACAUAUAAAACCAAACAUAUCUUGUUGACCUAUCUUUUGGAUAAAGCUCGUCCAUGUACUUGGAUUCUUUCUGGUUUGUAGUCUAGCUUCAAAAGAUUACUAGUUACAUAUGAUUGCUAAAAUUUUAUAUCAGUGUAGCACUACUGCACCAAGUUUACCAUUUUUGUUAUGUUCUUCCCAUUCAAUGUAAAUUUUAGUCAUCAUUUGGUUUAGUUCUACAUGUUACCUCUUGCUAAACUCACUCCCAUAUUAUUCCACGAUGAUUUUCGGUGAACAAGAUAUUUAAACACUCACUUAUAUCUUAUUCUCGUAUGAUUUUUGGUGAACAAAAUUUUCAAAUUGUAUACAAAACUCACGAUUAAUGUUUAACGACAUAUUUUUUUUUCAUGCCCCGAGUCCUUUUUGACAUAUUUUUGACACUUUUUUCAUGCCCCGGGUCCUUUUUGAAUUUUAUUAGGAAUAGCCGUAUAGGUUUUGCGGAGACCUCUUUUAUUUAUAAAACAAUAAUCUGAUAGUCAUGUAUUUAUGGAGUAUCAUUUAAUUAGUUAAAUAAAAUUUGAACAUGUGUUCUUCGCCUAACCGUGCAUGUGUUUCAAAUUUCAACCAACUUUGGUAGUUUAUACGAAGUCCCAGAACCUCAAUCUAUUUGUUCGAAUAUGAAAUCAACCGAGGGGGAAAAGAUAUUUAUUAUUACGAUCCGACAUUUUAUGAGCAAAACGCAACCUAUCAAAAACAACAAUUCUGAUAUUUUCAUUCUCAAGAUUCAAGGCUAUUACUUUAACACCGCUUAUAAAUUCAACCAUUUCCAAGAAUUUCUAGGGUCACUGGCACGAGCUGCCAUGAGACAGACAAGUCGCUCCUUCACUAUUGCAGAGCGGCCACAAUCUGACUAAGAUUUUAAAGUACUAAAUCGUGUAACAUUGUAGAAGAAAAAAGAAGAACUGUCGGACGAUCUAACAUCUUGAAUUGUAAAAAGACAUGUCAAUUUUUCUAACACUAAUAUUUGGGACAUUUUUCUUGAAAAUUAUGAUAAUAAAAGCCAAAUUCACCUGGCAGAACUCUUUAGUUUUUAGUAAUUAAAAUGUUUAAAGUCAAGAAAACUGACACUAUAGUAAAGUAGUUUAAACUGAGUCGUAGUUAAAUUGAUGAGUGUCAUGGUGCAAUUGGGAAGAUGUCGCAUCCCUUGUGAAAUAUAAAAGGAGCAAGUUUUUCUUUAAAAAUCUAGGCUUGUCUGAUGCCCUAUCCUUUUCGGACCGUAUAGUUCCACCACGUGGCUUCUAAAAUGCUACCGACACUACUCUGCCGAUCAUCAUCGUCUCUGUCAUCCCACUUUCAUUAUGUAUCAUAUCAUCACUUCAAUAUUAUUUUGCUUUAAACAUUUUUAAUCAAAAAGAAAUAAUAAUACAAGUGCUCAUAUCCCGUUGAAAUAAAAACUGGUCAUUUAUAUAUUACCGUUUAUAAAAUAUAUUAUACAGACGGAUUAUAAGUGAUGAAUACUCAGAUGGCAAUUGAUAUGAGAAGGCGUCAGCUAUAUAUGCCUGGGCCUUGGAAAAGAAAUGUCAAAGUUGGAGGGGAAAGAAAAAACACCAAUGGACAAAGGGAUCCCAAGGGCCAUUAACACCACGUGUCUUAUUCACACUAGCCAGACAAAGUAGCAGACUUUUUAAAUUUUAAAUUCAUUAACGGUUUUUCUAUGGUGUGCCCAAGGGCACACACUAAGCACUAAUUUUUAUGAGUUUGGUGCAUUUUUAUUGGUCAUGUAAUCAUAAAUAUGGAUGGCCCCCCUUGCAUUUACACCAACUCCACCGAUCAAAAUCCACUAAACUCAUCAAAUUUAGUGCUUAAUGUGUGCCCUUGGGCACACACUAGAAAGACCCAUUCAUUAACACUGAAAAUUUAUUAUUCAUCAUCGUUGAGUCUUUAAUAGUUACCGUAUGAUUAAAAAUCGGGAAAAUAUUAAAUAAUGAUAAUCAAAUGAUCAAAGAUCAAUUGACAUGAUUAAUUGAAUUAAAAAUCAAAUAUAUGAUUUAUUUAGUAUAUCAGUUUAAUAUGUUAUAUAACAGUUCAUUUAUAAAACUUUAUAGAGAUUAAUCGAAUUUAAAAAUCAAAUCAGACAAAACAUCUUGGAGGAAAUUAAUCGAUCGAGUCAGAUAUUUUUAGAGCCACGAUUACUACAGAAUUUUACAUAUUUCAAUUUUCAGUAUAAUAUCAGCUAUACGCAGGAAAUGCUUCUACAGAUCCUAUUCGAAGAUCCUCCCACCUCUGUACACAUCGAAUAACUCUCCUAAUUAUAUUGACCUUGAUCUUUCAACAUAAUCUUACAACUAAUACAAAUAAUUGACUACUCUAACCGCAAAAUAUAUUUGUUUGAUAUAAAUACAUACUUAAAAUGAGGAGAGUGAAUCCCCAAUCUCCAAGUCUAUUCUAUAUAUGACUCGCCCAACCGCUAUUUGUCGUGCUGCUCUACACUACUGCUACUACACACUCCCUCUCCAAUCCUAACCAACAAAUCUCUCUCUCUCUCUCUCCAUCUUUUUAUAACUCUCUUUCACACCACCACGAACUCCGCUCUAGAAGAUAUUCCCUCUACUACAGCAGUUGGUGUUUACACAAAAGAGUUGAUCCAUUAUAUACAUGCACAAGUUACUAUAUACUUCAAAUAAAAGGGUACAUAGAGCCACAUAUCUACAUAUCAGUUCAAGUAAAUAAUCAGGAGAAGGGGAGUUCUGGCGGGGCUAAGAGAGAUAGCGAAGCGAAUCGGAGGCAGUGUCAGAAGGAGGAGAGGGAGGAGGAGAAGGAGGCCGAUCAAGGUGAUGGAGCUAUGGAAAAAGAUGGUCUUUCCUGUCAGAAAACUUUGUUUAAGUGUUGUUUCUCGUCUCAAGGCUCGCAAAAAUGGUGCCGCACUCCUGAAGCUUCACAAUGAUAUACAAACCUGUGGUUAUGAGGAUGUUCAGGUAAUGUGGGAAAUGCUUAGGAAAACAGAAUCCGAGAUGAUCUCACGCUCCUCAAAGAGGAAGCAUAAGCCAUUUUGGAGGGUUUUUCUAUGGCACAGCCAUGAAGGCCCUUCAACUUUCUCCAUGAACAAACUUAACUAGGGUGUCUCUGGUUCAUAUAUCAAUAAUACAUGUCUCCUCUGAUGUGCUGCAACAAGACAUGGAUGCAUCAGUAUCUAGAAGCAAACUUCUAACAGCUGAGAAGGUGAUAUGGUUUAAGAGCAAUUGGAAGUAUGUUGAUCUACAUUACCACUUACCAGUACAACAAAUACUUUUACAAAGGUGGUCAUUGUAAAUAUGUAAUGCAUUUACCAAUAUCUUGAAUUUUAGGGUAAAUCUAGCAAAACAAAAAUUUCGCUUUCCCUAAAGAUCAGUGAUACAGUAUCUGUUGUAAGUACUAGUUACAAUCAUAAUCGUUCCCUUUUCAAAGAUUAAAAGAGGAAAGUAUUGAAUAUCUUAGCCCAAAUUUUGUCCCUGUAUCAUGGUAUUGAACUGGAUUUAUGAAUGUUCGUUUUAUAAAUUUUUUAGUAGAA